Molecule: messenger RNA, 1900 nt
Organism: Saccostrea echinata
Lineage: Eukaryota; Metazoa; Mollusca; Bivalvia; Ostreida; Ostreidae
Exons: 7
Coding region: 32-1849 (605 amino acids)
Source: RefSeq, a predicted model, not a curated record
AGAUAUGCUUUGGUAGAGAGAUGGUGCUAGGAUGGUUAUUAGAGUGUACAAUCUCCAUGACAACCAGUCAAUCAGCCUUCACCUUCCUUUACUGAUUGGCGACAUAGACUAUACCACAUCAGAUGGCACCAUCAUUGUUAUCAACACCUCAAUCCAGCCCUGCCAGCCAAUUAAAUGGCCAGUCGUGGAGGGAGCAUUUAAAGUACUGGUCAAGUUAAAAGUUGGAGAAAAUGUCAUUCGUCUCAUUCAUGAGUCUCAGGUUCUGGUUUUGACCCUCACUCGGUACAUUCCGGAGAUCCCUCUUUUUGUCAGACCUGUGUAUAUCAUUUGUAGUGAUGAUGAUGGGAACUUUCAAGGCCCCGAGGAUGAGGAUUGUUCUGUUCUCAGUGCGGUAGACAGGGUGACACUAGCUGCUAUGCUAGUCCAAACUUUUACGGCAGAAAAAUUAAACGAACAUGGCUUUGGUUAUAAAACUUUUCAACUUGAAAUGGAUCAAGAUUAUGAACCAUUCUGUCAUAUCUUUAGAAGUCAGUUGACUCUAGAAAGAGCUCAGUCAAUGACAGGGAAUGAACUCUGGACACAUUUUGCUAAAGAAUUAAUGAUGUCUAAUUUUACUCAGAAAGAUUGUUGUAAAUGGUUUUGUUUUAUGUCUUUUACUCGAUAUUCUCUACCAGAAAACACUGAACCUCCCAGAUCUCAUGGAGAUAUCCUGAAGCAGACAAAGGGCCAUGCUGCUCUUGGUGGAGGAGGGCUGGCUUUGUUUGGUACCGCUAACCUACACACCUGGGCCAGGAGUAUUGAAGAAAUACAUCAAAGAUUUACAGAUGUUCGUAAAAUUGACAGGAAAAAAUAUAUGGAUGACAGUGCAUAUAGGGAGUAUCACUGGGCCAACUAUGCAACAGGCGUGGGGGCAGCUUUACAUGAGUUGGGACACACUUUUGAUCUUGCUCAUACUCCAUCUGGGGUCAUGGCUCGAGGCUUUGAUGACAUUAAUAGGGUGUUUAUUGUCCAGAGGUACAAGUCUAAACAACAGUCAACUCAGGAGAGGAGCAUUAGUGAGGACAGAAGCAGUGUCUGCAGCAUAGAGUCAGGCAAAGACACAACAUCAAAAGCAGCAUAUACAACAAAUUCUACAAGUUAUCAAAAUCCAGUUAAAAAAUACAAUAAAACAGGAACUAAAUGCUACAUUGCCCCACCACCAUUAGUUGUUAAUGUAGAGUCAAAUUUCAAGCCCUUAGUUCCUACAAGUUUGACAUUCAGUUCUCGGAAUUAUGAUGGGACAGAACGGCACCAGAUGAUAUCGGACCAGAUAGGAUGCGAAAUCGUCACUGACCUGUUACUAGGAGUGGAUGGUCGAGUGCUGGCUAAAACUCAGUGUAGAAGGGAGAAGAGCAGUUCCUGUUCCUCUACAAGCUCCGCCUCCUCCCCACCCUCACCCCUCUCUACCACACCUAUGACCCUGCCCAAUUCUCCCGAGGAACCACCCACUCAACAGCUGUCAUUUACAGAUGGUGGCGCCCACUGGUAUCGCUCCUCUGCGGUGCUGCUCUACUUCCACAGAUGGUUCAACAAAAGUAAUCCAACAAAUCAGGGGAAACAGCCAGAAAUAUCAGGAAACAUGGUGAAAUCCAGCAAUGGUCUUAGAUUGGUGGAGCUGAGAUCUUUACCUCAGGGUGAAGUGUUCCAUUUCUGGGAGUUUAUUCAGGACACACCCCCAACUGUAUUUCAUCUGAGAACCACACACAUCAGGAAUCUCCCCCUGGGGGCAUCAUUUGUUACAGUAUUUGUCGAGGAUACAUAUGGCAAUAUAGCUAAAGGGAAAGUUAGCGUAGAAGAUUUCUCUAAGUAGUUCCUAGUUAGCAGUAUAUGUUUGAAUCAUAGGAAGUGAUUGUUGUGUUAU